AUGCAAGAUGACCGGCCCGGGACUCAGCGCCCGGGGCCCUCUUCGGCAUCGAGGGCUGCUGAGGCCUAUGGCCACUCGCUCUCUGCGCCUCCGACCAACGGUCGCCACACCGACCGUGGCAUCGGAAGCAGUCGCUACACUGCACCCCACUCGGUCUCGUCGCCCGCGACUCCGCAAUCCCAACAGCGUGGAGAGGCCAGCAGCGACAGGCUGCGGUACGACGGCUUCGGCCCUGGAUCCGGCUACGGCGAGUCCAGCAGCAACGGCAACGGCCACGGUACCGAAAGCGGGGCAGGCGGUGGCCACACGGUGCUUGCAAGCUACCCGCGCCUUCGGAACCAGUCCGAGUGGAUCCAGCUCCCGAGCGUCAGCUAUGGACUCUCGCUCUACGGAGAAGCCCCGCUGCGCGAGCCCCUCUUCUCGCUCGCCAUCCGGCAGCAGACCAAGCGGGGCCUGGCCAUCGGAAGCAGCCAGAUGGCACUGCGGACAGCACGAUCGAUCCCACUGGAUCCUCCUCCGGUCUGCGAGCUGCUGAUGAACCGCAGCGGCGACGAGCACACGCUGUCGCUGCCCGAAGUCUUUGUACGUGCCCAGCUGGUCAAGGCCGAGGAGCCCUACGACGAGGUGCUCCCGGAUGCCCGGAGAAACGAGCCCCUGGUUGGCGACACGGUCCAGAGCCCAUUCAACUCGCGCAUCGAGUCGAGGGAGGACCAGUGCUUCUUUGUCUUCAAGGAGAUGGGCGUCCGGGUCAAGGGCAUCUACCGGAUCCGCUUCGACCUCUUCGAUCGGGUCUCGCUCUUGAUCCGCAGGGUGGCCUCGGUCUACAGCGAUGCGUUCGAGGUCCACGAGCGACGCAAGCACCCCGGCCUCGGCGCCUCUUCGUCCCUCAUGGACGCCCUGGUGGACCGCGGCAUGAAGUACAAGCUGCGCAAGCCCAUCAACCCCAAGGUGGUCGGCAAGAAGCGCAAGCCCGACCAGGACGACGGCUACGCGGAAGCCAACCCUGCGCCGCCGCUACCUGCGCCGCCGCUCUACGCUCGCUACGUCAACGCCGGCGCAUACGGCCGCGGAGAUGCGGUGCCGUCCGAUGCUGUGGCCCACUGGCGAUCGUCGCAAGCCUACGACCGACCGAGCGCGGCGAUGCAUCAUCCGCAGGGCGGCUGGGGGCAGCCUGACGCCCGCUACGGGUCCAUGGCGAUGCCUGCGAGGGAGGCCGCGGAUCGCUUCCGGCCGACGAUGCCGCGCUGGAACCCAGAAGGCGCUGCUGGUCCCCGUCACCACCAGGCUGCAGACGAGAAUGGUUACGCGUCGUCGUACCACGGUGCUGCACAAGCGUCGUCGGGAAUGACGGCGACGGCGACGGCGACGGGCGCAGCGACAAAGAGGGUGGCGACGAUGCUACCGCCGCCUCCUGACCGCAUCCCGUUCGGCGAUGGGCGAAUGCUCCGUGCACCGGCACCGAUGGACGCGCCUUACCUUCGACGGCCUAGCCUGCCCGACCGCAACUCGUCGUCGUCGCUGGGGUCCGGCUCGAGCUUUACGACGACGUCGGUAACGGGUCGGCCCGCGUCGUCGGUUUACGGUUCGGUGACUCCCAGCCCGUACACCUCUACCAGCGACGAGGCAAAAUCCUGCACGCCACCCGUACCCACUCUUCCGCCGUCUUCGUCGUCGGCGGCUACGAGGACCAAGCUGCCUGGAUUCGCCUCGCUGAUGGAUUCGGCCCAGCUCGGGCCGUCGACAUCGUCAUCGUCGUCGUCGGCUUCGCCGAUGCCGCCCUACGCGCAGCGGCCCAGCAGCCGCUCGCCGCCGUGGUUCGCGCGACCCCUGGACAGCCAGCACGACGCCAAGCGGAGGGCCAGCGAUCCUCGCUUCCCGGAACGCUCCUCGCACUUCCGCUCCUAG
Messenger RNA from Pseudozyma flocculosa PF-1, 1905 nucleotides. RefSeq lists its product as uncharacterized. Lineage: Eukaryota; Fungi; Basidiomycota; Ustilaginomycetes; Ustilaginales; Ustilaginaceae. The record is from RefSeq and is a predicted model, not a curated record. The coding region runs from base 1 to 1905 and encodes 634 amino acids. The transcript is spliced from 2 exons.